UUCAUCUUCAACACCAACAAAAUAAUUUGUGGGGAGAAAAAUCAACAAUGAAGUUGCAGAUUGUGAUCUUGCUUUUCAUAAUAUUUCUUGCUAUGCAGGAAAAUUCUAUUUCACUUGCUCGUCGAGUAAAGAAAGGAAGUCAUUUGUUAACAACAAAGAAAGAGAUGGCAGCAGAGAGUGAUUGCUUCAGUUUAACAAAGUCAGUUGAGAAAAUUGCAAGGAAACUGACAGUUGAAGCAACAAAGAAAGUGGUUUCCAAUUCUCUUGGAAAGACUAAAGGUGAAGAAGAAGAAGAAGAAGAAGAAGAAGACGAUGAAAAUUCAGUAAUGGCGUUCAGCUCGGAUUAUCAUCCACCGAAGCCACAUCCUCCGAAGAACAACUGAUCUAGAUAAGUAUAGAGAGAGAGGUGAAGUGAGAGAGCAAUUUUCCCCCUGCUCUUGCUUUAGCUCUCUCAAAACAAAAGCAUAUAUAUAUAGUAUACAGUUUUGUAUUGUAUUUGUAUGUAUCAGAUCAUAUCAAGAAUCAAAUAGUUUUGUUCAGAAUCAUUUGUUCUUUAAUUGCGGAAGAGAAUUUUUAA
Salvia hispanica is the source of this 577-nucleotide messenger RNA. RefSeq lists its product as uncharacterized. The record is from RefSeq and is a predicted model, not a curated record. Lineage: Eukaryota; Viridiplantae; Streptophyta; Magnoliopsida; Lamiales; Lamiaceae.